AUGGAUUUUGCCGCUCUUAUGUCCAAGGAAAUCUCCAAGGCCAAAAGCCCCGACACAUCCAAGGCCAGCCCAGACAAAGGCAAAGACACCCCGACUGCCGAAGCACCCAAGAAAUACAUGCGACGAGGCGAAGUGGAAGCUGCGCGCGUUGCGGCUUACAAUGAGGAGCAGGAGCGGCUACAGCGCGAGCGGGAAGAGCGCACGGCCCAUAAGCGCAAGCUCGAGGACGAGGAAGCCGACCAAAAACGCGAGCGAGAAGAGAAGAAACGACGGUUAGCCGAGGAAUCAAGGAAGAGAAGAGAAGAGGAGGAAGCAGAAAAGGAGCGGGAACGGCGACGGAAACUUGGUCUGCCCGAACUACCCUCGACCACAGAUACUGCCGAUGGUGCCGAGGAGGAAGAUAUUGAGGAUGAGGAGCUCACGGCAAAACUGCGCGAGCUGGAUGAACCUGCGCAACUCUUUGGAGAAACCCAUCGCGCUCGACUUCGGCGAUACCGGCGCCUGGUCAAGCGAGCUGCGGCACCAACGCUGACGGACGGGCCUAUUCCCACAACCCUGGAGCCCGUGCCAGGUGGGCAGAUGAUUAUCCCGGACAAGAUCCCCAAGGAUCAGGAGAGUCGUCUCUUUCUCUUCCGGCAGCUGGCGUCCUACUUUAACAUGGUUCUUUCAGAAUGGGAGCUGGCAUUGGCCAAGCGUGACAUCUCAGUGCGGCAAAGCUCCCAGGGCCGACAGGCAUAUAAUGCGAUGGUCCAGUCGCGGGAGAAUAUGACGCCAUUGUUCCGCCGAUUUGAGAAGGGCGAUAUGGAAGACGGGUUGCUGGAGCCGAUCGUUGAGAUCGUCCACAAGGCACAGCAGCGACGAUAUGUGGAUGCGAACGAUGCGUAUCUGCGGGUGAGCAUCGGCAAAGCAGCAUGGCCCAUCGGUGUGACCAUGGUGGGUAUCCACGAGCGAUCCGCCCGAGAGAAGCUGCAUCAGGGCGACCAACAGGCCCAUAUUCUCAGCGACGAGAUCACACGUAAGUAUCUGCAGAGUAUUAAGCGCUGCCUGAGCUUCACCCAGGUGCGAUGGCCCCCAGAAGACCAGCUACAGAUCAUGGGUUAG
Molecule: messenger RNA, 1101 nt
Organism: Penicillium alfredii
Lineage: Eukaryota; Fungi; Ascomycota; Eurotiomycetes; Eurotiales; Aspergillaceae
Product: mRNA splicing protein PRP18
Exons: 2
Coding region: 1-1101 (366 amino acids)
Biological process (GO): RNA splicing; generation of catalytic spliceosome for second transesterification step
Cellular component (GO): U2-type post-spliceosomal complex; U4/U6 x U5 tri-snRNP complex; U5 snRNP
Source: RefSeq, a predicted model, not a curated record